AUGCCUCCCAGGGUGACUGGAAUUUUAUUUAAUCUGGAUGUCAAGGCGCGUGUGGGUAUAUACACCUCUUUUAUCCAUCGGAUCUUACACUCGAGCCUGGGCCUCAGUCUAAUUCAGAGGCCGAUGUUGCCUGGUUGGCCAACUCGGGUCAAGGCAUCCUGUUCUGAGGUUGGCACACCUACUCAGCACUACGGCAAGGCUACCCGAGUUGCCAGAUGCCCGUUGCCAGCUCCAGAGCCAGAAGUAACGCUUCCGAGAGUUUUCGCCCUCAUCUCGCCCCAUAUUGGACACAGAGAAAUUCGGCUUGAGGACACAUCCAGGCCGAGUCAACGACAAGAGCAAGUGUUGGGAUGGCUCAUCUCAACGACUAGCAGACCCUUAGACCCGGCGAGAAAGACAAUCACCAGCCAGACCCAGUCAAGGUCAAGCUUGUGCAGUCUCUGGUCGAUAACUGUGUUGGCCAAAUUGCCACAAGUCAGUUUUUGUUCCCACUCUGCCGAUAAGACAUCGGUUAUCGUGAGGUUUCAAGAUAAAGUUUGUGGAACAAGCAGUGUCGGACUUCUUUCCUCCUCGUGUGGCUUGUUGAAAACUUUUCAGAGGGGUCAAAACGCAUUCUCGAAUGAAUGUGGACGCUCUGGAAGACGCAAUACGGCCGUCUACUUCGGCUAUCUGUUUGCCAAACGCAAGAUGAGCACCAGGUUGAACAACUUCCGUAGUCUGGUGAUUGCUGCAAUUGAUGAUAAAGACAAUGACUCAAUGCAAAAGUAA
Molecule: messenger RNA, 768 nt
Organism: Protopolystoma xenopodis
Lineage: Eukaryota; Metazoa; Platyhelminthes; Monogenea; Polystomatidea; Polystomatidae
Source: the annotation of a GenBank genome assembly